AGCAGCGGCAACAACAACAGCAACAGCAAAUUUUCAGUUAGCUUUGAGACGCAGCGCAGCGCUAAAGGCAAAAAAGUAAUACGGAUAGAGAAUUUCAUUUUUUGGGCCGUUAAAUCAGUUGGAAAAUGCGUAGUCGCACGGAGCUGGUGACCACCACAUUCGAUCUGGAUUCCGAUGAGGAGGACUACAGUCCGGACGACGAUGAUUCCGAGGAGGAUUGGCGGCCCAACAAGAAGCAACGCCAACAGAAGCAGCCGACACGCGCCAAUGGCAACAAUAACAGCAGCAGCGGUGCUGGCGCUGGCGGCAGCGACGCUGGCAGCGCUGGACGCAAACGCAAGGCAACUGCAACAGCAACGGCAGCGAAGAGCAAGCGACGUACGAUUGUGCCCAAGGUAAGCGACGAAGAUUUCGAGUCUCUGGACGAUGAGGAGGAUGACAAUAAUCUGGAAUCGGAGCCCAGUGAGGGCGAAUUCGAAAAUGUCGCCGCGGCGAGCACUUCGACGGCGAAGCGUGCACAAGGUCUGCCGCCCAAGAAGCAAUUCGUCAAAUUGGCCCAAUUGGAUUUGUUGCUCAACAAACGGGAUCUGUUGGACGCGAAUUGGCUGCUCAAUAGUCGGCUCUGUCUCUGGCGCAAGGAUGAGCAAACGAAUCUGUUGCAGAAAUAUUUGCGCGUCAAAACGACUGAGGACGCGGCCAAGCCGCAAGAGCAGCAGCUGCUCUUCACUUCCAGCUCUGUGUAUUCCAGCUGGGAUGAGCAGCAUAUUAGUGAUUUCAUAGAUGUCAAAGUCAACUGCUUGGAUCCUAACAAUAGACGCAUUCAAUUGGCUGAUCUAGAGGCCAUCAAGAAACUAUCUAUAGAGCUACAGGCGGAGGCGGCGGCGGAGGCAGAGGCGGCGGCAUCGGCAGCAAAUGAACCGAAUCCAAGCGAGGCCAACGAUGAGAAUGAUAAUAAUGAGAGCACCGCUGAUCAGGAGCCAGCUGGAGCAGCCAAGCAGCAGAACGAGGAUGUGGGGGAGGAGGAAGACGACGAUGACGACGACGAUGAUGAUGAAGAUGAGGAAGAUGUGGAUGAAGAUGAUGAGGAUGGGGACGACGAUGAGGACGAAGGAUAAACGAUAAAGAAAACGAAACUAUUAAUGAUAUACAUAUUUACAAAGGAAAAACCAAACGAGUUCUAUACAUAAUUCCUAGAAGUUA
This is a messenger RNA of Drosophila arizonae, 1200 nucleotides long. RefSeq lists its product as uncharacterized. The record is from RefSeq and is a predicted model, not a curated record. NCBI's taxonomy places the organism in Eukaryota, Metazoa, Arthropoda, Insecta, Diptera, Drosophilidae.